This is a messenger RNA of Adineta ricciae, 1332 nucleotides long. The record is from the annotation of a GenBank genome assembly. NCBI's taxonomy places the organism in Eukaryota, Metazoa, Rotifera, Eurotatoria, Adinetida, Adinetidae.
AUGACGGAACGUAAACGCUUGUCAGAUACGGAUGAGUCUUCAGCGAAGUACAACACAACUAAAAAGAUAAAACUUAUUCAAACUACUCUACCAGUGGGGACAUCAAAACGUCCUAUAUGCAAAUACGGUGCGAGCUGUUAUCGAAAGCAUCCUGAUCAUUUACGAGAUUAUCAACAUCCAAAAACUAACCAACAGGAAAAAGAGCAGGAGGAGGACGAUGAUGAAGAUUUCUCGACAACAUCUGUUUCGGAACCAUCAACAUCAACAAAGGAAGCAUCACCAGCAAAACAAAUAACAGCAUCGAGCAAUUCAACAAUAAGUCUGAUGGAAUUAGCAGAAUUAAGCGAAGAGAAAUUACUCAGGCAUCUUUACCAAAUGAAAUUUCCAAGUGAUCUUCACGAGUUUUGGAAUUUCUGUUCGGAUCUCAAAAAAACCAAUCCUCGGGAAGUAUUGACAAACCUCCUCAACUUAGAACUAGUCGGUCCAUUCGAAAUUCUCGAUGGUGCUUUAAACACAUGCAAAACCUUACCUAAUAUUCAUUUACACUAUCGAUAUUAUUAUGACACACCAGAGUUUAUGACUGUUAUUCGAACUUUGGAUAAAAGAAGUCAAUUUCAUAUUGGCUAUUAUCGAGAUUCACCUGAUGAACUGCCAGUCUUCUUAGCUUCGAAUGAUUCGAGUGUCAACAAUCAUUUCAAAAUCUGCGGUGAUAACAUAUUUGCAGCAGUUCACUCAUAUGCUCGUCACCAUCUCAAAUCAAGUGACAAAUCUGAUUUGAAAACGUUCGUUUCUGACUUGGAAAGCUACGCAAAAAAGCACAAGUUUUCCUUGGAUGAAACCACACCAACAAUAACUGCUCGAAAGAAAAAAGUCAAUUGUACAUUGCUAAACUCGUUGGGCAUGGUCGUGCCAUGUGAAAACGAUAUCGGUUAUCGUCCUGUUCCGUUUACUAAAGGUGACAAACACCCUAAACUGCUCUACUUUUCCAAUAUUUUCUGUCUGUUAAUAUUAGAUCAAUUUAAGAAAGUUUGUGAUAAAUUUUGUAAUGACGCAUCGGAAGGUCAACGUCAAAAAGCUGAAGAUGACUUACAACAUGUGAUCACAUGUAUACAAUUCGCUAAUGACGAAUGCGACUACGGUGAAGGUUUAGAAUUUGGUUUGAAUCUCUUCUUAUAUGGCUCAUCCAAACUUCAUUCACGUAUUCUGACACUUUUACCACUGGCAUAUAAACUACUCCACCGGGACCUCUAUGGACAAAUUAUAACAGAUCAUCUCGCAUCAGGUCGUUCGAAUUUAAUUGAAGAUUUAAAUGAAAUCACAAAAAACAGCUAA